This is a messenger RNA of Candida albicans SC5314, 2724 nucleotides long. It is a transcript of the gene HIR1, whose product is annotated as Hir1p. The coding region runs from base 1 to 2724 and encodes 907 amino acids. Gene Ontology annotation, cellular component: HIR complex; nucleus. Gene Ontology annotation, biological process: regulation of DNA-templated transcription; DNA-templated transcription; chromatin remodeling. Gene Ontology annotation, molecular function: nucleosome binding; protein binding. NCBI's taxonomy places the organism in Eukaryota, Fungi, Ascomycota, Pichiomycetes, Serinales, Debaryomycetaceae. The record is from RefSeq and is a predicted model, not a curated record. The transcript has 2 exons.
AUGCAGAUAUUAAAAAUACCAUGGUUUGGACAUAAGACGGAAAACAAAACUGUGGAGUGUUAUGCAGUGACAAUUAAUAAGGACGGAACCAGACUAGCGUCAGGAGGGUUAGAUGGGAAUGUAAAGAUAUGGGAUUUAACUACAAUUAAUGUGUUUUAUAAAAUGGCCGAUCAACCCCACAAGUCCAAAAAAGAUUCUACUUCCACCAAACUAGAGGAAUCAUUACCAGAUAAAUCUUUACGACGUCCACUUUGUUCCAUGUCUAGACAUAACGGUGUGGUGACCUCCUUGAAGUUUUCACCGGACGGUAGGUGGCUUGCCCUGGGUUCAGAUGACAAGAUCUGUUUAAUUUGGGAAAAAGAUAAUACACAAAUAGCCAAACUGUUUGGUACUGACGAACAUGAUCUAGAACAUUGGACCGUACGAAAAAGAUUGGUUGCGCAUGACAAUGAUAUACAAGACAUUUGUUGGUCGCCAGACGGCAACUUGCUUGUUACUGUUGGAUUGGAUAGAUCAGUUAUUAUUUGGAAUGCCUUGACUUUUGAGAAAAUCAAAAGAUACGACAUACAUCAAUCCAUGGUCAAGGGGAUAGUUUUCGACCCAGCAAACAAAUUUUUUGCCACUGCUUCUGACGAUCGAACGGUGAGAAUCUUCCGCUAUUACAAAAAACUAAACGAAUACAAUAAUUAUGAGUUUCAAAUGGAGCAUGUUGUUGUUGAUCCUUUUAAGAAGUCGCCCUUGACUUCGUAUUUCAGGAGAAUGAGUUGGUCACCGGAUGGCCAGCAUAUAGCCGUUCCUAAUGCAACCAAUGGACCUGUUCCUUCGGUGGCUAUAAUAAAUCGUGGUAAUUGGGGUAGUGAUAUAUCGCUAAUUGGUCAUGAAGCUCCGGUGGAGGUUUGUUCGUUUUCCCCCACUUUGUUCCAGAUUGCUGAUACCCCAGCUAACGAAGAGAUCAAAUUUCAAACCGUAGUGGCAACUGGUGGUCAAGACCGGACGCUAGCAAUUUGGUCAACGUGCAAUUCACGGCCAAUAGUAGUAUGCCUGGAUAUUGUUGACAGUUCAAUCACCGAUAUUUGUUGGUCACCAGAUGGUGAAACCCUCUACUUUAGUUGCUUGGAUGGCUCUAUUACAGGUGUCAAGUUUGGUGCUAGAGAAUUGGGUCAACCUGUUAAGGAAGAUUUGAUUGAUCAGCAGUUGAAUAGGUACGGUGCUGAUAGAGAAAGUACAAUUCUACCUGAAAGUGUAGAACAAUUACAAUUGGAAGAACAAUCAAAAGACUCAAGAGCCAUCUCGAUUCGGAGAAUGAUGCCGAUACAAGAGGCAAAGCCAGAACAGACUCCGCCAAUUUCCACUCCAGCAAGCGCAGCUAUUGAUAUAGAAAGGCUUCGGAAACAAACCGUGACCAUGACAAAGUCGGGAAAAAAGCGUGUUGCUCCAUUACUAGUUUCUACAUCUGCUGCACCCAAAAAUGUGCUACAGAAACCACUAGAAAAGAAACGUAGAACAAAAUCCAGUUCGAAAAUAUCACAAGCUGCUUAUUUGUUGCCAAAAAUGGGAGUUCAAACUACUGUCCAUGGGAUUAAAAAGAAAGCUGAAUCAAUGUCAAAUGACACUGAAGUUGAGGAAAAUAAUGAUAAUGAUGAUAUCGGUGAGAAUGUGAUGGCAAACACAAACCUGGUUUCAGAUGCAGCAUUGAAAAGACAGAGAAACCGCCGUAAGAGAAAGUUGAUGGAAUUGAAGUAUCCAAGCUCGUUCAAGUAUAUAAGCAAUUUGCCAGAAGGACUAUUCAACAAUCAUACUUUACAGAACAUUGAGAUAAAUAAAAUUUAUAAAGCCCAUAGCAAACACAAGGAUAUACUGGCUGAAAUAUCGUCCAGCACCGCUGUCGAAAUUGACGAAGAUUUGGUUUUUUCGGUUGUUUUUAGGGUUUUCGAUCAUAUGAGAAAGGAAAACGAAGUAUUGGGACAAACUUCAGGAAGAAUACGAACCACUAUAGAAGUACGAAACGGGAAACCAUGGGAUGACGAUAUCAGUGACAGAGAUUUCGAUGAUGCUACAAAAGUCAUUGUGACUGAAGAAGGAAACGACAAACGCGAGUAUUGUUUGUUCUUCCCUUUUAGAGUACAGCAUGUUCUUCCAAUCAUUUUAAACGAUGUUUUGAAAUAUUAUGUGUUGUGCUCGUUCCAUGGAAGUGUACAAAUAAUUUCGGCCGAUACAGGUAGCUACAGGUGCCCGACAUUUGAGUUGGGAGAAAGUGUUGUUACUAUGAGACAUAGUCAAGGUUAUAUGUUAGUUUUAACGAGCUCAGGUUUAUUUUACAGUUGGGAUUUAAAGGCAAUGAAAGUGACUAUGACUGGGAUAUCUAUUGCUGCGAUACUCAAUAAUUAUGAGAUUGGUGGCAAAAUUGUGGUAAGUCCAAUUGUUAGGGGAUUAGAAAUUAAUCCCCAAGACGGUUCACCGUUGGUUCUUUUAGAUAUGACAAACGAUAUUUAUGGCUACUCUAUAGAUUUGCAGUGCUGGGUCAAAACUGUAGACUCUUGGUACUAUGGUGUGGGAGCUGACAAGGAUUUGGAUGUUGUUUUAACAGGUUUAGUCAAGAAACUGAAAAUGUCUUAUGAGGAAGAUAAAGUCACAGAAAAGAUUUUUACCUACAAGUUUGAUAGUAGUAAUGAUUUGGAAGAUGCAAUGAGAAAAAGAGGUCAAGAACUACUUGAUUUGAUAUAA